UUUGGUGUUCUAUUAGUAAAGAUGGAAUCUGAAGGAAUUCUGGUCGAUAAAGUCCAUCUAUCAAAGAUUGAAAAGCUCGCUGUUGGUGAUAAGCAAAUAGUUGUAGAUAAAUUCAGACGGUGGGCAUCCAAGUACUGUGAGGAUGCCAAGUAUAUGAAUGUGGGAAGUAAUACUCAAAUAAGGCAGCUGCUAUUUGAUGACACAUCGAGGAGAGGUCGAAUUGAGAUGAAUUUUGAGUCAAAGCCGUUGUCGAAGUUAUUUAAGGUCCUUAAUACUGAGAAAAUAUUUGAAGAAGGGAAGAAGGCUCCUCUCAAGUAUCGUACAAUUCAUUUACAUAAGAUUUGUGAAGGUUUGCAAACCGAUAUGUAUACAGCUAGUAGGUUUCCGUCUUUAAGUGCUGAUGCUCUAAAAGUAUUUGCUAGAAACAUCCCCAGCAAUCAGAUUUAUUGGAUCGAUAAUGCAUGUAGUGAUGAGUAUGUCACUGAAGAAGGGAUAAUGGACGACCACAAGCUGUCAGAUACAGGGACAGAUUAUGAAGACUGCUCUUAUGGUACUGCAUUUGAGGCAUUUGGAGGAGGCAAUAAAGGAAGGGAGGCCUGUGAAGCUAUUGCUGCUCUUUGUGAAACUUCUGCCAUUGAUUCACUGAUAACAAAUUUCAUUAUUCACUGAUAGCUGCUCUUGGUUCGUGACAGCUCCCAUG
This is a messenger RNA of Zingiber officinale, 700 nucleotides long. Its product is annotated as DNA polymerase I A, chloroplastic-like. Bases 22 to 669 code for a protein of 215 amino acids. Gene Ontology annotation, molecular function: DNA-directed DNA polymerase activity. Gene Ontology annotation, biological process: double-strand break repair; DNA-templated DNA replication. NCBI's taxonomy places the organism in Eukaryota, Viridiplantae, Streptophyta, Magnoliopsida, Zingiberales, Zingiberaceae. The record is from RefSeq and is a predicted model, not a curated record. The transcript is spliced from 2 exons.